UCAGCCUUCACUACCGCCACAACCAUCACCAACUCAGCCUUCACUACCUCAAACUCAGCCUUCACCACCACCAACUCAGCCUUCACCACCACCAACUCAGCCUUCACCACCACCAACUACUCAGCCUUCACUACCAUCACCAACUCAGCCUUCACCACCACCAACUCAGCCUUCACCACCACCAACUCAGCCUUCACCACCAACUACUCAGCCUUCACCACCACCAACUCAGCCUUCACCACCACCAACUCAGCCUUCACUCCCACCAACUACUCAGCCUUCACUACCACCAACUCAACCUUCACUAUCACUAACUCAGCCUUCACCACCACCAACUCAGCCUUCACCACCACCAACUACUCAGCCUUCACUAUCACUAACUCAGCCUUCACUACCACCAACUACUCAGCCUUCACUACCACUAACUCAGCCUUCACCACCUCCAACUCAGCCUUCACUACCACCAACUACUCAGCCUUCACUACCACCAACUACUCAGCCUUCACUACCACCAACUCAGCCUUCACCACCAAAUCAGCCUUCACCACCACCAACUCAGCCUUCACCACCACCAACUACUCAGCCUUCACUACCAACUACUCAGCCUUCACUACCACCAACUCAGCCUUCACAACAACCAACUACUCAGCCUUCACCACCACCAAAUCAGCCUUCACUAUCACUAACUCAGCCUUCACCACCACCAACUCAGCCUUCACCACCACCAACUCAGCCUUCACUACCACCAACUCAGCCUUCACUACCACCAACUACUCAGCCUUCACUACCACUAACUCAGCCUUCACCACCUCCAACUCAGCCUUCACUACCGCCAACUACUCAGUCUUCACCAUCACUAACUCAGUCUUCACCACCACCAACUCAGCCUUCACUACCACCAACUCAGCCUUCACUACCACCAACUCAGCCUUCACUACCAUCAACUCAGCCUUCACCACCACCAACUCAGCCUUCACCAUCACCAACUCAGCCUUCACUACCAUCAACUCAGCCUUCACUACCAUCAACUCAGCCUUCACUACCAUCAACUCAGCCUUCACCACCACCAACUCAGCCUUCACCAUCACCAACUCAGCCUUCACUACCACCAACUCAGCCUUCACUACCACCAACUCAGCCUUCACCAUCACCAACUCAGCCUUCACUACCACCAACUCAGCCUUCACUACCACCAACUCAGCCUUCACUACCACCAACUCAGCCUUCACCACCACCAACUCAGCCUUCACCAUCACCAACUCAGCCUUCACUACCACCAACUCAGCCUUCACCAUCACCAACUCAGCCUUCACUACCACCAACUCAGCCUUCACUACCACCAACUCAGCCUUCACCAUCACCAACUCAGCCUUCACUACCAUCAACUCAGCCUUCACCACCUUUGACUCGACCACCAUCAUUGACUAA
Molecule: messenger RNA, 1428 nt
Organism: Pecten maximus
Lineage: Eukaryota; Metazoa; Mollusca; Bivalvia; Pectinida; Pectinidae
Product: serine/threonine-rich protein adg2-like
Exons: 1
Source: RefSeq, a predicted model, not a curated record